AUGUCCAUAACCAUUUUGCUGGAAAUUGGGCAUGAUGCCUCUCUAAGAUCAAAAACAACACCUGAGGGUUUCACACAUGAUUGGGAGGUCUUUGUUAAAGGAUUUAAUGGUGUAGAUAUUCAUUACUAUGUAGAAAAAGUUGUGUUCCACUUGCAUGAGACAUUUCCCAAACCUAAAAGAGUUGUGAAAGAACCUCCAUAUUCCUUGAGAACUUCUGGUUAUGCAGGAUUCAAUUUGCCAAUUGAAAUCUACCUGAGGAACAAUCAGGAUCCAAAGAAAAUCAAAUUCAAUUAUGAUCUUCAGCUUCAACCAACAGGCCCUCCUAUCCAUAAAGUACAAAAAGAAAAGUACACUUUUUUCAACCCCUCUGAAGAGUUCAAAAGUAAACUUUUGAAAGGUGGAGCAGUAGUUGGAUCAGGAAGUAACUUCCUAGAUAAUAGUGAUAGUAGUAAAGUAGAUGAAAAAAAUCAAAUGACUAGCAAGCCAAAACUAAGUGGCACAGAUGUGGCCACCAAGAAACACAGAAUCAAGCCUGAAGAACCAAGAAAUACAGAUUUUGAAAAUCUAUUUGGGCCUCCUAUAAAAAAAACUAGCAAAGCACCAGAACAACCAAAGCCCAAGGAAGUACCUAAGAGUUCUUCAAGCACAGAAAAAAGUACUGACAAAGAGAAACCUGAAAAAUCUAAAACAAAAAGUCCUUACAAAGAUAAAGAGAAAGAAAAGUCAAAAGAAAAACCUCCUGAAAGUUCUGAUAAGAGGAAAGAAGAGAAAAAGAAAUCCAAAGAUGACAAGAGCAAAGAUAGAGAUAAAACAAAGGACAAAAGUUCCAAAAAAGACAAGGAGAAAGAGAGAGAAAAGUCCCCACCACAUAGACCAAAAAGUCCCAGUCCUAAAAGAUCUCCAAAGCGCGCACCAAGUCCUGUCCCUGCACCAAAACACAGCAGCAACAAAGAAAAAGAACAAAGCAAAGAGGAGAAGAAGGACAAAGACAAGGACAAAGAUAGGAGCAAGGAGGAGAAGAAGUCCAAAAAGGAUAAGAGAGAUCACAAAGACUCCAAGCACAGAGACAAAGAUCGAGAGAAGGAGCACAAAGAGCACAAGAGCAGGGACAGCAAGUCCAGCAAAGAAAAGGAAACGACCAAUCACAAGGUCAAAGACGUCAGUCCUGUCACUGUGCCACCUGUUGCUUCCCAGUCAUCAGCGUCUUCACACAAAUCUGAGAAGAGGGUGAAAGAAAAAGCGCCCCCCAAAGACCCCCCCGCGCCCAAAGAAGAGGAAAAACCGCCAGAAAAACCCCGCGACGAACCGACGGAAGACAGACAGAAACACCGCCACAAGAAGAAAGAGCGCAAAGAUAAGCACUCGAAGAGCGAGAAGAGAACAGAAAAACAACCCGUUGUCCUCAAGGAGGUUGUGAAAGAGAUUGUCAAAGAGGUUUCGGUGCCGGUGUCCUCCAGCAGGGACACUGAUAAGAGCAACCUUUUUGGUAGCCCGCAUAGCGAUUCGCCGUCGACGCCUAAAGAGGUCGAAACUAAGGCUGAAAGUACCCACGUUCAUUCCAGAGAUGACGAUUCGUCAAACGAAUCGGGUAAAAUCAGCAGUAGAGAAGCCUCUCCAGCCCCCAAAGUCCCAUCGCCCGCCUCCCUGCCUUCUCCAGUGAUGAUGGAACCGGCGAAGAAGCCCGAACCCGAACCGAAGAAAAAAGAGGAAUCGCCGAAGAAGAGGGAGAGGAAGGAAAAGAAGAAGGACAAAAAAAGUGAUAAAGAUCAUGAUAAAAAGCGGAAAAGGAAAAGCGAUCAAACCAAUAUGGAACCAGAACAGCCUCCCGAGAAGGUCGUCAAAGAGAAUAAUAAUUCUGAUGAUGAAAGUAAAGUUUCCAGUACGGAAGACGCAAAUACGGUUCUUAUGAUGCAACCUAAAAGCGAGUGCGACAUGGACAUGCUUCGUGAUCUGCAACACAAGAUAAUGAGUCUGAAGGACAACGCCGAUCUGCAGAAGGUCGUGCAGCUGAUAGCCGAGACCGGUCAAUACGAGGUGUCCGCCCAUACUUUUGAUUUCGAUCUGUGCCUGCUCGACACAUCGACUGUCAGACAGUUGCAGGAGUUUUUCUCGAAAAUUUCGUAG
Molecule: messenger RNA, 2124 nt
Organism: Phaedon cochleariae (mustard beetle)
Lineage: Eukaryota; Metazoa; Arthropoda; Insecta; Coleoptera; Chrysomelidae
Source: the annotation of a GenBank genome assembly